Molecule: messenger RNA, 905 nt
Organism: Lotus japonicus
Lineage: Eukaryota; Viridiplantae; Streptophyta; Magnoliopsida; Fabales; Fabaceae
Exons: 4
Coding region: 169-666 (165 amino acids)
Biological process (GO): mitotic sister chromatid cohesion
Cellular component (GO): NatA complex; cytoplasm
Molecular function (GO): N-acetyltransferase activity
Source: RefSeq, a predicted model, not a curated record
CCUAAUUUCAUACCUUUCGAGACCGUGUUCUACUCUCGCGUCUCCUCUUCCUCUCUCGCGUCUCCCUGUCCACUCUCGCCGCCGUCCAAGGGUGCGGGCCGCCGCCGCUGCGCCGCGUCUCCUUCUUUCUCCAUCCCUGUUCGUGUUCUUCUUUUGGAAAAAAAUAGAAUGGGAGUUGGCCGUGAAGUCUCAAUUUCACUUGAUGGAGUGAGGGACAAGAACCUUAUGCAGCUCAAGAAGCUCAAUAUUGCUCUUUUCCCUGUUCGUUACAAUGACAAAUACUAUGCGGAUGCACUUGCUUCUGGCGAAUUCACUAAACUAGCUUACUACAGUGACAUUUGUGUUGGGGCAAUUGCGUGCCGGCUUGAGAAGAAGGAAGGUGGGGGGCAAGUUCGGAUUUACAUCAUGACUUUAGGGGUUUUGGCACCUUACCGUGGACUUGGUAUUGGAACAAAACUGUUGAAUCAUGUUCUUGAUCUCUGCUCCAAGCAAAACAUUUCUGAGGUUUACUUGCAUGUGCAGACAAACAAUGAAGAUGCCAUAAACUUUUACAAGAAAUUCGGCUUCGAAAUUACAGAAACAAUCCAGAACUAUUACACAAACAUCACGCCACCAGACUGCUAUAUUCUCACGAGGCUUACAGCUCCAAGCCCAACCAAGAAAUAACAUUUUAGUGCCGGUCAUUUUGGGGAGACUCAUCAGAGUUUGUUGCAUUAUUUUAUUGGGUUUUUCUAUGGGUGUACUGCACUUAAGCUUGCCAUUUCCAAUAUUACUAGAGUUUAAAGUUAGCAUAACAUUAGCACACAAAGAAAGCACUUGGAGAUCUCUUGCUAAGGUACUAACUUAGUUGUUUUAUCUCCAGGCUCUCAAUCUUCCCCGUUUAAAUAUGAUUUUUGAAUUUCUUA